AUGGAUAUUCUAUCUAUCUAUCUAUCUAUCUAUCUAUCUAUCUAUCUAUCUAUCUAUCUAUCUAGUUAUGUUCUAUCCUAUUCUAUCUAUCUAUCUAUCUAUCUAUCUAUCUAUCUAUCUAUCUAUCUAUCUAUCUAUCUAUCUAGUAUGUUUCUAUCCUAUUCUAUCUAUCUAUCUAUCUAUCUAUCUAUCUAUCUAUCUAUCUAUCUAUCUAUCUAUCUAUUAUGUUCUAUCCUAUUCUAUCUAUCUAUCUAUCUAUCUAUCUAUCUAUCUAUCUAUCUAUCUAUCUAUCUAUCUAUAUAUAUGUGUGUGUAUAAUAUCCUAUUCUAUCUAUCUAUCUAUCUAUCUAUCUAUCUAUCUAUCUAUAAUAUAUAUUGUACAAACUCUCGCACAAAUCUAUCUAUCUAUCUAUCUAUCUAUCUAUCUAUCUAUCUAUCUAUCUAUCUAUCUAUCUGUCUGUGUACUUUCAUUAUCUACAUUUCUGUAUAUAAGACAAAUAUAUUUUUUCCAUGUUUUACACAUUUGUUUUCGCUGGCUUCUCUUACUAUUGUUAAUAUCUAUCUAUCUAUCUAUCUAUCUAUCUAUCUAUCUAUCUAUCUAUCUAUCUAUCUAUCUAUCGCAGUAUGUUUAUUAUCUAUCUAUCUUGUACAGUACACGCGUUUGCACAUAUCGGUACAACUUUUUUCUUUAUCACUCUCACAACCAAUUUUCCUAUCUAUCUAUCUAUCUAUCUAUCUAUCUAUCUAUCUAUCUAUCUAUCUAUCUAUACAAACAAUCGACUCAUCUCCUCUAAUUAUCUAUCUAUCUAUCUAUCUAUCUAUCUAUCUAUCUAUCUAUCUAUCUAUCUAUCUUCAUAUUUUCCUGUUUGUUCACAUCUAUCUAUCUAUCUAUCUAUCUAUCUAUCUAUCUAUCUAUCUUCAUAUUUUCCUGUCUGUUCACAUCUAUCUAUCUAUCUAUCUAUCUAUCUAUCUAUCUAUCUAUCUAUCUAUCUAUCUAUCUAUCUAUCUAUCUUCAUAUUUUCCUGUCUGUUCACAUCUAUCUAUCUAUCUAUCUAUCUAUCUAUCUAUCUAUCUAUCUAUCUAUCUAUCUAUCUGUGUAUCCAUGCCUGGCAUCCAUUCCAACCCUCAAUUUUUUUUUUCUUUCCAGGAAUACUUCCUAUUGUCAUCUCUUGUCUUUUUCCGCCCCCUCACUUUCUAUUUAUCUAUUCAUCUAUCUUGUCUGCCUGCAGCCGGUGCCUCUUCUAUACCAUUUACCAUUCCGACCAUGCAUGUCACACCUUCUCUGGCAUUCUUCACACUUUUUCCUAUCAACUACCUUUUCCUUUCUAUAUCCGUUGGUUCGUCUACUUCUUUAUGUUUGCUCUCUCGACUUACCAUCGUUCCCCACUCCCCGAUCAUCAUAGCCUUUGCUUCCACUGCUGCUGUUUUUCCGCGGUGCCCUCACUAUCUCUACUUCUUUUGGUCCCUACCGCUGCUGCCACCGUCGUAUUCUUGCAUGUUGUCUUCUUUUCUGAGUCAUCGGUCUGGACGCCGUCACUCUACAUAG
This is a messenger RNA of Acanthosepion pharaonis, 1545 nucleotides long. The record is from the annotation of a GenBank genome assembly. NCBI's taxonomy places the organism in Eukaryota, Metazoa, Mollusca, Cephalopoda, Sepiida, Sepiidae.